AUGAGAGUGAGAUUGGUUGGUGGCAACAGUCGCUGUGCUGGUAGAGUGGAGGUUCUUCAUAAAGGCCAGUGGGGAACAGUUUGUGAUUAUGCAUGGGAUAUGGCUGAUGCUGCAGUGGUGUGUAGAGAGCUGGACUGCGGAGAACCUCUGGAUGCUCUGCGUGAUGCUCAUUUUGGACCAGGAUCAGGACCAAUCUGGACAAAUCUCAAGUUAUGUACAGGAUCAGAAUCUACGCUAAAGAACUGUGGUUCAAUAGAAUGGGGUUUAUAUUACUGUGAUCAUAAUAAGGAUGCUGGUGUCAUCUGCUCAGGUCAUAAACCUUCCAGACUCAUUAAUGGAUCUAAUCUGUGCUCUGGGAGGCUAGAGAUACUUCAUGAUCAGACGUGGAUGUCAGUGUGUGACGCUGUCUUUGACCAGCAGGAUGCAGAGGUUGUGUGUAGAGAGCUGGACUGUGGGGCUCCUGUACAGGUGCUGGGAGCAGCUGCUUUUGGUAAAGGAGAAGCUCAGAUGUGGACACAAGAGAUUCAGUGUGGAGGAAAUGAAUCUCAGAUUUCAUUUUGUUCAAUAUCAUCAUCAUACAAAUACAGCUGCACCAGUGACAAAACUGUGGGACUGAUCUGUUCUGGUUACACUGAUUUCAGACUGGUAAACAGUUCAGACUGCUGUUCUGGAAGAGUGGAACUUCAGUAUCUCAGUAAAUGGGGCACAGUGUGUGAUGCAUGCUGGGAUAUAAGAGCUGCCAGUGUCCUCUGUAGACAGCUGAAUUGUGGGAUUGCUGUGACUGUUGUGGGAUCAGACUGGUUUGGAGAGGGAAGUAGUGAAAUCUGGGCUGAUGUGUUUGAUUGUGAUGGGAAUGAAACAAAACUCUCAGAAUGUUCCAUCUCUUCAUGGAGUCGAGCUGAAUGUUCUCACAGACGAGAUGUUGGAGUCGUCUGCUCUAGUUCCUCUCUGGCUCUUCAUGAUGGUCUGGUGCGGUUGUCUGGAGACAGACAGUGUGAGGGGAAGGUGGAAGUUUUCAUCCAUCAGGUCUGGAGGAGAGUUCUGCUGGACUCCUGGAGUCUCAUUGAAUCGUCUGUGGUCUGCAGACAGCUGGGCUGUGGCUCUGUGCUGAACUUCUACGGCUCCUCUUCAUCCAGUCCUGAACACAGUCAUGAGUGUGUGACAGGCUUCCAGUGCUCUGGGAGUGAAGCUCAUCUGGGGAACUGCAGCUCUCCACAAACUCUCAACUGCAGCUCCACACAACAGCUGUACAUCACCUGCCUUGGACGGGGGUCCAUCAGGCUGGUGGGUUCUGGGGGAGACUGUGCAGGGAGGCUGGAGGUUUUUCACAGCGGCUCAUGGGGGACAGUGUGUGAUGACUCCUGGGAUAUUAAAGAUGCCCAUGUGGUGUGCAGACAGCUGCAGUGUGGAGUGGCCCUCAGUAACCAGCAGGUACCAGCCUGGUUUGGUCCUGGUUCUGGACACAUAUGGCUGGAUGAGGUGGAGUGUGAGGGGAUUGAGAUGUCCCUGUGGAGCUGCUCUUCUUCAGGUUGGGGAAAACAUGACUGUAAUCACAAGGAAGAUGUAGGAGUCGUGUGCUCAGAGUUUAAAGAGGUCAGGUUAACUGAGGGCUGUGAAGGGAAUGUGGAAGUUUUCUACAAUGGAUCCUGGGGUAAUGUUUGCUGGAACCAGAUGGACAGAGACACAGCGAGUCUGAUCUGUCAAGAGCUAAACUGUGGAAGAUCUGGUGAUUUUUCUGAUUCAAAAUCAAGAGUGAAAUCAGCUCCGAUCUGGUUGGAUGAAGUGAAAUGUCGACCACAUGAUUCAAAUCUGUGGCAGUGUCCAUCUUUACCCUGGGGACAGAAUCAUUGUGAUCAUGAUGAAGUGGCCAAAAUCACCUGCUUAAAACUUGAGAGUCAUGAGAUUCCUAGAAGCCAUUUGUCAUGCACCACAUUUUUCCACCAGAGACAGUGUUCAGAUCAUGUUCCUCUUAGACUGAGUGGAGGGGAAGGCCGGUGCUCUGGAAGGCUGGAAGUGUAUCAUAAUGCUGUGUGGGGCUCAGUCUGUGAUGAUCAGUGGGACAUCAGCGAUGCUCAGGUGGUCUGUAGGCAGCUGGGUUGUGGAGCAGCACUGAGGGCUGAUGGGAAUUUAGUCUUUGGUGCUGGUGAAGGUGUUGUGUGGCUGAACAGAGUCGAGUGCAGAGGGAAUGAGAUUCACCUGUGGGACUGUCCUCUCUCCCUGAAAAACCACACUGACUGCUCCCACAAAGAGCACGCUGGACUCACCUGUGCAGAUUUUCAAGAAUUGUCUGUGUCCUCUACACCUGGCACAACAACAUCAGUCUCUCCUCCACAAACUCCUCCAGCAGCGUCUCUCUCCAUCCCCCCAGUGCUUGUGAUUGUUCUGGGAGUUGUGCUCUUACUGCUUUUAGUGCCACUGCUUAUACUGAUUCAGCAGAACAGAGUGAUGAGGAGAGGACUACACAAGACACCAAAUGAGCCAGUUUAUGAGGAAAUUUAUCACAGACACAAUCUCUUCUCUUAUAGAGGGGAGCUUAGGGAGCGGUAUAAAGUGAGCGGACUUGGAAAACCGGUCUACCACCGUGAGAAUAACAGUAUUACCAGCCGAGGGAGGAAGGCCGGUAAUAAAGUCAAGGCCAAUGUGGGACCAAGGACGCGAAGGAAUGGGAAGUGGUCUAAGGAUGCCGGCAGGCGGAGAGGCCCGUUAGAGAAUACAAACUACCACGAGGGGGCGAAGUACCGGGUAACAGAUCAAUACUACAAUCAUAGGGACGGUGUGGAGGAAGAGAAGUGGCCCUGGACCGACUAA
Molecule: messenger RNA, 2808 nt
Organism: Carassius carassius (crucian carp)
Lineage: Eukaryota; Metazoa; Chordata; Actinopteri; Cypriniformes; Cyprinidae
Product: scavenger receptor cysteine-rich type 1 protein M130-like
Exons: 12
Coding region: 1-2808 (935 amino acids)
Cellular component (GO): membrane
Source: RefSeq, a predicted model, not a curated record